UGCUCAGUAAGCAACACGUCUAUGGCGUCCAUUCGUCUGGUUUCCCACACCACCAUCCAUCUUCCGGAGAAGACAGAAAGAUCAAUAUGGGAACUAACAGUCACAAAGGUGGCCAUGCUCAAACAGAAGGGCCUCCUCUUCCCCAAACCCUCUACUGUGUUUGAUGCAGUCGCUCAGCACCUCCAGACCUCCCUCUCCCAUUGCCUCAUCCAUUUCCCCUUUUUGUCUGGUCGGUUAGCCACCGAUGCAGAGACCACCGUCUUCGUGGAUUGCAACGAUGCCGGAGCGCAGUUCAUCGUCGCCAAGGCUGACGGCCUGCACAUCUCUGAUUUGAUGAACGUCGUCCAUGUCCCCCUCAUUGUCAGGUCCUUCUUCCCCAUGGAUGGUGCCAUCAACUAUGAUGGGUAACGGAGUUGGAGGACGGUGUCUUGAUAGGG
Nymphaea colorata (pocket water lily) is the source of this 437-nucleotide messenger RNA. RefSeq lists its product as uncharacterized. Bases 22 to 408 code for a protein of 128 amino acids. The record is from RefSeq and is a predicted model, not a curated record. Lineage: Eukaryota; Viridiplantae; Streptophyta; Magnoliopsida; Nymphaeales; Nymphaeaceae. The transcript has 2 exons.